AUGUUCCGCCUCCCCAGAGCCCGCAAGGACCCCACCGUCGACGCCGACGCCGACGCCGACGAGAACUCCAGCAACUCUGCCCCCACGUCAACAUACACCGACAGCGACGCGUCGUCGUCCGAAGAGGCCUACGAGCCCGGCCCCUCCUCCUCUCGCACUACUAAACGAAAACCAAAACCUAAGUCCGAGCCCGAAGAGGCCUACGAGCCCGGCCCCUCCUCCCGCACUACCAAAUCAAAACCAGAACCCAAGGCCAAACCUACAAAGCGGAAGCGCGUCUCCCGCGCCGGGCUCUCCGCACGCUCCAACGCCGAGCACCAGCGGCAGAUCAAGCGCCAGCGCGCGGAGAACCAGCAGGCUGACGCCCAGCAGCAGGAGCAGGAGCAGGAGCUACGGACGGUCCCUGAUGCGCUGGCGCCGGAGCUCAUCUGUGUGCUGAUCGGGCUGAACCCCGGUCUGGUGACGGCGGCGGUGGGCCACAUGUAUGCGCACCCGCGCAACCACUUCUGGCGGCUGAUGCAUGCGGGCGGGCUGACGCCGGACCGCGUGUGCCCGCCCGAGAUGGACCAGCGGCUGCCGGAGGUGUAUUCGCUGGGGCUGACGAACCUGGUUGAGCGCGCGUCGGCGGGGCAGGCGGACCUGAGCAGGGCGGAGAUGGAGACGGGGGUGGCGGUGUGUGAGACGAAGCUUAGGAGGUGGAGGCCUGAGAGCGUGUGUAUUGUGGGGAAGGGGAUAUGGGAGAUUAUUUGGCGGGCGAGGAUGGGGAGGAGACUGGCGAAGGAGCAGUUUGUGUGGGGGUGGCAGGAGGAGAGGUGGGGUGCGGGCCCGGGGUGGGAGGGGACGAGGGUGUAUGUGGUUCCCAGUACGAGCGGACUGGCGGCGGGGAUCUCGAUGGAGUUUAAGAGGGAGUGCUGGAGGACGUUGGGGGACUGGGUGCAGAUGAGGAGGGGGGAGAGGGGGGAGGUGGCACCGAGGGCGGUGGAGUAA
Morchella sextelata is the source of this 987-nucleotide messenger RNA. RefSeq lists its product as uncharacterized. The transcript has a single exon. Bases 1 to 987 code for a protein of 328 amino acids. NCBI's taxonomy places the organism in Eukaryota, Fungi, Ascomycota, Pezizomycetes, Pezizales, Morchellaceae. Gene Ontology annotation, biological process: base-excision repair, AP site formation. The record is from RefSeq and is a predicted model, not a curated record. Gene Ontology annotation, molecular function: mismatch base pair DNA N-glycosylase activity.